Molecule: messenger RNA, 5091 nt
Organism: Plasmopara halstedii
Lineage: Eukaryota; Oomycota; Peronosporomycetes; Peronosporales; Peronosporaceae
Product: FYVE finger-containing protein
Exons: 3
Coding region: 1-5091 (1696 amino acids)
Molecular function (GO): metal ion binding
Source: RefSeq, a predicted model, not a curated record
AUGACUGACCUAUUAUUCGACGAGGAUGACGGUGACUUUGACGAUUUGUACAGUAGUUCUCGUCCCGCAGUCCCCGCUGUGAAACAAAAUUCCCGCAUAAACACGACUUCGUCAGCUCUUCCAAGGACGCCAAAAAAUUAUUCGUAUGCUCGCAGCCCUGGAUCUUCUAGCAGCGUCAUAUCUCGAUCUGGUGCGAGAGACAGAACCAGUUCUUGGGCUAGCUCUGCAACCGAGGUUGCAUCCACAGGACCGCAUGACAGGCGUCGUAGAAGGCACGGAAAGCCGCGUCGAAGAGGCAGCCAGGAACUCUUUGAUGUGCAAUGGCAGUCGAAUGAUCAUGUGUUUAGAUGCGGUUUGUGUGGAACAGAUUUCUCGCUUAUAAAACGCAGGCAUCAUUGUCGUCCUUGCGGUCGCGUCAUGUGCUCAGAGUGCUCGUCAUUUCUAUACUUUGAGCUCUCACACCGCAAGCAUAGAGUUUGUGUACCGUGUAACAAGAAACUGUUGGCUGAACAAGCUGUCUAUGAUCGAAAUACGCUCGUCGAUCCGCAAGAUCUACAUCUUUUCGAGGCAUCUGGUUUAGACGGACAAUCGUCAGUUGUCGCCUUGACGCCUGUAUCGAUGCCCAGGAAAGCUGAAAAUAAUGGACGUUUGACGGUGAUGCAUGGAAAUGAUAAGGAGAAGAAUCAACCUGAGAAACAGAAAGGAAAGAAAUCCGAAAAGAUGAUGGAAACAGCACAAGUUGCUACGACGAUGACGGAUGAUGAUUGGUUUUCUGAUGUCUCAAAGCCGCAUGUGCGUGUUGGUGGUGACGAAGGUAGCGAUACAAGAAGAUCUAGUGGAGAGAAGCAGACGUAUACUGUCACAAACGUAAGCGAGCAGACACCAGUGCCUGCGCGAAUGACUGGGAGUACUUUGACGGCCAAAAUUACAGGAAAGGGCGAUAUAUCAGAGCAAUUUCGGUACGAUGAGAUUGGUGGACCUGGUUUUGAACACGAUCUUGAGUCCUUGAUUGAUAUGCCGAGACCUAAGCAAGUAUUCGCGAUGACAACUGGGGUUGACCACAGUAAGAAGCUUAGUAAGAUUUCUGUGAAUGACAAUACGUCAGAACACUUUCAUUAUACUAUGGACGGCCCCGGACUCGGCCAUGACGAUGAUCGUAUACUUGCGAUGCCUCGACCCAUGCAGCUGGUUACAAAUUCUGACUUUAGUUACGAUGAGUUACAGCUCCGUCGAAGACAGGCAGCGGCUGAUGAUGGAAUCUCCAAAGAGCUAUACUCUUACUCACAAUUAACCACGCAAGUCAACCAAAGAGACAAAUUUGAUGAAAUGAAGUCGAGAAUGAGGAAUACCAUGACACUCGAUGAAUUGAAUAUGUCGUCCUUGUCAGAACAUUUUGGCGCACGCAAGUCUGCGAUGCCGCGUCCCCACCCGGUACCUGCGCAGUUUGCAAUUUAUGGCAAUGACGCUGACAAACCUGUAAUUGAUGACUCGCCAAUUUUUGAAUCCACCACGGCAAAGCAAGUGGCCCGCAAGGAGGAUGAACAACAGCGACAGCUUGUAAGUGAUAUAAAUUGGGUCAGUAGUUCUGCAUUACCGUCGAAUGUUCCAGCUCGCCGCUUUUCAAGUCGCCAAGAAUCGUAUAGUAUGGUGGAGAAUUCGUGGCAUAGUCCAAAUUCUUCCGUGACAAGUCGUCAAAACAAGCCAAAGGCAACUGCUAAUGGAAAGAGCGGAUUUACAAGUGCUUUGAAGCGUUUUUUUGGCAUGAAGUCGAAAUCGAAGCCUGCAAGGAAAAGAGCGAGUACAUUACCAAAAUCUGUCAAAGCUCCGAGUGCUGCAAGCGCAUCAAACGAAGAUGGCGCCGAAGCGCCUGUACCAAAUUCUCAGAUCGCUGAGCAUACAUCAGCUAAAUCUGAUAGUAACGAACUUAUUUCGGAGCAACCACCUCUUAAUGGCCUAGAACGACAUACAAUAGACGAUCCCGGAGCCACUCGGAGUAUAUUUUCUACAGUUGAAGAAUUCAGACAUACGUUGACAAGAAGUGUUGAAUCAAGAGACGCUAGUUUGCACUCUGAAGCUAAAACUCGAGGGUAUCAGCAUGAGGACAAGAAUAUCGAGCGUUCACGUCGGGAUACCUUUGAUGCUUUAUUUGAGUCUCCUAAAAAAAAUAUGGCUUUCAGCAAUAACCAUCCUCGUAGUGCAGACGUCACAGGUGAGUGGGCAGCGUCUCGCAGUAAGAAGGAAAGCGUUCCAACACUUGCAGUCGGAGUAUCUGGCUUUGACCAGCAGCGACCUAGGGAAGAAUCUGACGCGAUUUUUGUUGGAGAUGAGUUGAUACCACUUCAAACAUCUAACCAAGCUGUAAGAAAUCAGACUGAGGCAUGGAGACACUCAGCAGCUAUGUCACUUCUAGAUGAUCGAAAGAUUCAGACUGAAUCGAAACAGCCUACUUACACAUGGAGUAAUGUCCAGUCGGAUCCGACAUUUGGUUCAGCUACGUAUGCUGUUCCGACUAGUCUUCAUACUCGCUUGACUAACGAAGACAAUCGCGGCUCAACCUUGCGCCACAAUACAAUUGUUGACAAUACUCCGCUCGUAACAAUCAUGGACGAUUUAAACCGCAAGCCUCUUGAAAAAAGUAUAUCCAAAAACAAUUCGGUCGACGAUUUCUUUGCCGAAUUCGAAGAACCGAAUGAGUAUUUGUUCGACUCGACAACGGGCAAAUAUGUGGCAACUCAAGCUCCACUGCGUUCAGUAAUAACUCAACGUCCGAAUCAGUCAGAGUCACCUGAGUCGCAGCCUCCCUCAGUUCUACGUUAUAAAAAUGUUAGCAUUAAUGUUGAACGCUACGAUGACACCCCCGUACUAGGCUUAGGAUCAGGAGUACCCCCAAUUGUAUCCAUUGACGAAAAGGUGGCAAACGAAGUCGCUGAAGUUAUUGCUGACAAAAUCAGUGUUCUUGAAGACGAGCUAGCAGCGCUGAAACAGCUGAUUCGCAAUCAAAAAGGAAGCGGAAGAAGCGAAAAGCCACGAGUCAGCCGUAACAUGGUAAGUCCAGUCGCUCGCAAAGAAAACAUUUUUGAUGAUAAUGGCAGCAACGCUGAUAAUUACAAACUUAAUAACGCACAUGAUUUCUCGAAGCGGUCGAAGUCGAGAAAAAAAACUAUGAAAAAGCGCAAAGAUUCGUUUGCGGAUCUGUUUGAGGACAGUCCAAAUGACAACGGGGCUAUGAGUUACGAAGCGCUCUUUCAAACUGAAAUUCAGAUUGAUGAACCAGACAAAGAAGUACACAGCGAUGAAGACACGAAUGAUAUGGCAAAUCUGAGAAAAAAAAGGUCGAAGUCGAGACGACAUUAUAGUCGCGAGAUUAAAGCUUCCGUGUCAGCCCAAGAUGACACUGAAGACUUGACGUCACGAAGUGGGAAGCAAUCAUCUCAGCUGAAUACAGGCGAUGAUGCAUCUUUUGCCAAGUUGACGCAUUACAAUCAAGGUGAAAGCCGUGAUGUUAUGCCGGUCUGGGAGUCUGGAAUCAAGCAAUUUAGAGAGGACGAUCCGAUUGAUGCUUUAUUUGAUAUUUCCAAUGAUCGUGAUGUUCCUAAGCUUUAUGAAGAUAGUGAUCAUCUGAUAGAACAGGCCAAUACAUUUACGACAAAAGUAACUUCUGCCCCGAUUACGAAUGGUACAAGCAACUUGUCUAGCCAGCUAACGUUAGUAUCUCCUACAGACGACAAAGUAAGUCAUAUGUCGUCCACUACUGCCGCAUCCGUGGACGCUGCAGCACCUGUACGCAGACAAGAUGAUGCUCUUUCUUACUCUAUCGACACAAUUAAUUAUAAUGAAGCUGAUGACGACGAAAAUUUUGCAAUCAAUUGGGCAAAGAUACGAAAGAUCAAGUCCAGGAGACAUAAAUCUGGCAUGAAUAAAUCUGAUUCAUCAAUACCUAUUGAAGAAAGCGAUACUUUUGAGGUGGCGAUGCAAAACGUCUCCAAAGAGAAUCUUAGCUCGGACCUUCCGAAAAUUGGUACUACAAUCAAGAGUGAAAGCAACAAAUUGUUUUCACCAGUCGCUGUUGCUGCGGAUGCAGCUUCAGUCUGGAUGCCGGUCACCCAAGAGAAUACCGCAGCUAAUUUGAUUCAUAACGCUGAAGUAGAUACAAAGUCAUCCUUACAGCCUUUGAACGACUCUCAACAAUUGGAGUCGAGCGCUUCACCUACAGUUGAGAACGGCAGGCAGGAUGCAAUUUCUGUUUUCACUCCUGUUAAGAUGGAGGCCGCACUUUUUUCUGCUAUGGAUGAGGUGGUUUUAAUUGAGAAAAGCAAUGAUUUUAUCAAAAAUACCAGUGCUGAGGCAAGCUCACCGGACUGGCCUGAAAAAUUAAUCGCCAAGGACACCACGGACUUUGGCAUUUUUAAAAAAAACUACGACUUUGGAUUUGUGGCAGCUGGCUCCCUUUUGGACGAUGAAACUCCUGCGGAUGAGCGCGAGUGUGAUGAUGAGGAUAGCGGAUCGGUCAUUCACGAAACGGAGUCUUUCAAUUUUGAGAUCAAAUCCCCACAUAAGCUAAGGCGACCUUCUGCAUCUAAAACGAGUAGUAAGCUUACUGACGUAUCUCGUACACCCUUCCUACCACUACCAAACGAAUCGUCUCCUUCAUCACCAGCGACAUCAGUAGAUGAGAACGUGGAGCUCGAAAAAUAUUUAACAUCUUCUGAACCAUCAAUCGAUAAUAGUCCUGAUGACUCAGAAGGUGUGUCUGAAGAUGAAGCUGUUAUAGGAGAUGUUGCGUUGCAAGCUUUUCACACAGACUGGCAGCAAAUGCAGGUUAAAGAGAAGGAGCGCAAGAAACGGCUACGAAUCAAGCAGCGACAAGCCCAACGAGACAAGGCCCUUCGCAAGCAAGGUGUGUCGUCCAAGCCACUCUCUAGCAGUGCUGCUGCUAACGGCGCGACGAAAAGUAAAGAUAAAAAGAAGAAAAAGGACAAGGACGAUGCAACCUCAUCGGGCAUGCAGCACAAGAAGAGUGGACUGUCAAGACGACACCGGCAGCGAGAUAAAGACAUAGCAGAACUGCCGCGAUCUCUUACAGAGCUGUGA